Columba livia (rock pigeon) is the source of this 5061-nucleotide messenger RNA. RefSeq names its product phosphofurin acidic cluster sorting protein 1. Gene Ontology annotation, biological process: protein localization to plasma membrane. The record is from RefSeq and is a predicted model, not a curated record. The coding region runs from base 1901 to 4303 and encodes 800 amino acids. Gene Ontology annotation, molecular function: transmembrane transporter binding. The transcript is spliced from 25 exons. NCBI's taxonomy places the organism in Eukaryota, Metazoa, Chordata, Aves, Columbiformes, Columbidae.
UUAUGUUUCAGAAGAUGCCCUGAAUUCUCUAUCAUUUAAACUUGCAAAUGUGUGUUUGGGAAGGUUAUAGCCUAAUGAAUGUCUCCUUGGAUGGAGAGCAGUUAUUGCAAGUACAACUGAAAAUAUGAUCCUUUGAAGCGCCAUGAGGCAAAUGUCUCUGCAACCCUGUUGUCCUGUUUGGGCAGACAGUAUCUAUUAACCUGACACCUGUUGGAGAGUAGCUAAGACAUCGUUUGUGCAGCCAGUUGCUUGCUUUCCUUUGCCUGAGGUCUGGGAAGCCUUGCAGUGAGUAGUAUGGGUCAUAUGGUAUGGAGGAACGUGCUCUCCUAUGGCACAGCUGCAUUCAGCUGGGUGGGCAGCACCUCACAGCCUCAUGAAGUGGGCAGCUCUGGCAGCAGUGGACUCAGGGGUCUGUUUCCUCUCAGCAAGGAGUGUUGCCUGUCUUCUUCUAAAACCCCUAAAAGUUUCCUUUUCUGAAGGUGAUUUCAGCACAAAGAGUCUCUGAACCAGGUGUUUCUUUAAGAAACACUUAUUUCAGCUGGAAUAAUAUAUAUCUAUCUGCCUGAGAUGUUCUUGAGUGGUUUUCUCCGUAGAUCAGGCAUUUUCAUAGUAAACUUCCAACCUCGGCAAAAUCUGCUCUGUUUGGGUAAGCUGCAGAGUUGCACCCCUGGGAAUGUUAAAUGAUUCCAGAUUGUUCCCUCAAAAGAUACUAUGAUGCCAUGACAAACCAGCAGAGCUCCAGCCGGGGAGUGCUUGAGAGAGGCCACAGUUUCUUGUAAGGCAACAGUCUCUUAUAACUGGUGAUAUUUGCUGUGUUUGAAUUAUGAUUUCCUUUUAGUCCUAUAUGGAAAACAAAAUGUCCUAAACAGCCAUCGGAUUGCUUAUUAUUCUUAAUAUUGUGGGCUUGGCUAUAAGCCUAAAACGUAAUGUAUCUGAUGUGUUGUCUACUAUCUGUCACUCUCUGUGGCUUGUCUGUCGCAGAGGAGCACGUUUCCUCUGGCAGUGUUUCACUUCUGAGCAUAUGAUAAUUGAGUUAAUGUCUCUUAUUCCUUCUUUCUGCUCAUUAGUGAACCUUGGGACAAGUGUCCCCUGCCAGUAUGAUUGAGGGGAUGUGUGUGUAUGCUCCUUUCAGAAUAUUAAUAGUGAUUUUCCUGAAGGUUUAAUUUUGUUUGAAGUUCCUACCACACUGCCUCCUUGCCUUGCUCUCCAGAGUGUCAUUCGUUAGCUAGGCUGUGUUAGCUCACUUGUCUGAUAGCUUAUAAAAAAUAUUGCAUUGUUCUUAUUGUGCUAGUACACUAUGAGUGCUCAUUCUGCUUCCUCUGGCACAUUCAGUUACUUGUGAUUGAUUACUAAUAAUUAUGUAGUAUGUGUGUAGUGCACCCUCCUCUGUGAUGGAGAUCAUCUGACCUUUAUCCUGUCAAAAGGAUAAAUUGCUGAGUGCCAGUAUCUUAUGGGGUUCCCAUAGCAGAUCCAUUAUUUGAUGAAUUUUCUGCUGAUGCUUUUGUGUAAUUGUUUGUAAUGUGCAAUGAUUCUAGAUUUGACGCAUGUCUCCAGUCAACUUCAGAAGAAAUUAUUUACCAAAAAAGAGCCAGAGUUAUGAAGAAGCCUCACAAAUGGAUGCCCAUACUGGUUUGGCGCUGUCUCUUCCAUAAGCCUGUAUCACUGCUAUUGUAUCACUUCAAUACCUCCCGUGCUCUCUUCCCAGAUGUAUCUUACUAUGGUACCAUGUUCCGGAGUCUGCAGAUAGUCAGAUCUAAGGCUCUGCAGUCUCCGCCUGAAGAAACUCACGGUGCUGAAAGAGCUGGACAAAGAGCUGAGCUCCGUUCUUAUUGCUGUCAAGAUUCAGGGUUCAAAGCGAGUCCUGAGAUCAAAUGAAUACGUCCUUCCUCCUGGUGGCCUGAUGGAGACCGAGCUGGAGCUUACCUUCUCACUGCAGUACCCACACUUCCUCAAGAGAGAUGGCAACAAACUGCAGAUCAUGCUGCAGCGGAGGAAGAGAUACAAGAACCGCACGAUCCUGGGCUACAAGACCCUUGCAGUGGGCAUCAUUAACAUGGCCGAGGUGAUGCAGCACCCGACAGAUGGCGGGCAGCUUCUGGGUCUCCACAGCAACAUGAAGGACACGAACAUCCGAGUGGCUGAAAUCAGCAUCUACUCUUUGUCCAGUCAGCCCAUUGACCAUGAGGAUGGGAGCGUCCCCUCAGGUCCUAAAAUCAAAGCUUCAGAUCGCUCCCCAGACAUUGAUAACUAUUCUGAAGAAGAGGAUGACAGCUUCUCCUCGGAGCAGGAAGCCAGCGAUGAUGCUGUGCAGGGUCAGGAUCUGUUUGAUGAAGAGGAUGACUUGAGGAAAACCAAGAAGGCUAGAAGGAAAAUGAUCCGAACAACAUCGAUGACCAGACAACCAAACUUCAAGCAGAAAUUCGUGGCUUUGCUGAAGAGGUUUAAAGUGACAGAGGAGGUCCUGGACUCUGACCCUGUAGACCAGACCCAGGAGGUGGAAGAAGACCUGGGCUUGCUCUAUGACAGCCUGGAAGAGUGCAACAAUAGUGACAGUGGCCCGGAGAUUGAGGACAAUGAGAGUGUGCACAGCACACCCAAGCCCACCCUAAGGCGUUUCUUUGAGGGAGUCUCUCAUUCUGGUUCCCAGACUGAGAUCGGCAGUCUGCACAGCCAGAAAGGGCAGGAUCAAGAGUCGGGCAGCCCUGGCGAGGCAGACAAGCGGAAGCCAGGAGCACUGCGACCACAGGAGGAGCCAGGAGUGGAGGUCCCUGCACUGGAGCUGGCCACAGAGGAGCCAUGUUCACGGCUGUCCCCCGGAGAUGUUGCCAUGAGGGAGGGCAGUGUGGACAAGCUGGCCCAGCUGGGCCCUGGGACCAAAGCUGAGCUCCCUGGUGCUGUGUCUCCCAGCAAGGCAGAGAGCAAGCAGUUGUGGCGUCCUCGCAGCACCUCUGUGAAGGACCGGCAGAGCUCAAAGGGACAGGGUGGCCGCGCCAGCAGCCUGGACAGCGAGAGCUCUCCAGAUUCAUGGCACAGUACCCAGGUGCCCCGAAAGUCUGUUUACGAUCAGCUGAACCAGAUCCUAGUCUCAGAUGACCAGCUCCCUGAGAGUAUCGUGCUAGUGAAUGUUGCUGAGUGGCAGGGGCAGUACGUGAGUGAGCAGCUCCAGGCGCACAAGCAGUUGGUCGUAUCCACCUGCUCCGUGGCGGACAUCCAAGCAGCCUUCAACACCACCGUCUCCCGCAUCCAGCGAUACUGUAAUUGUAACUCCCACAUGCCUCCGCCAGUGAAGAUGGUGGUGGCAGGGGAUCAGAGCUACUUGAGCAUUGUCCUCCGUUUCUUUGUGGAGCAGCUGGCCAGCAAGACACCUGACUGGCUCAACUAUCUUCGGUUCCUGCUUGUGCCACUGGGCUCUCACCCUCUGGCCAAGUACCUGGCCUCAGUGGAUAACAAAUACAGCACUCUCUUCCUGGACACAGCAUGGCGGGAGCUGUUCAGCAGGGCUGAGCCACCCAUCGCAGACACUGUGGACAUUGCAGGCCGUGUCGCCCAGUUCAUCGCUGGAGCCAGCCUCUCUCACCAGCUCCCCAUCUCUGAAGCCAUGCUGACCUACAAGCAGAAGAGCCCCGACGAGGACUCCUGCCAGAAGUUUGUACCCUUUGUGGGGGUGGUGAAGGUGGGUCUGGUGGAGCAGUCCUUCAACGCCUCUGUGGACUCGGAUGAUGCUACAGUGUGCACCCCUUCCCUGCUGAGCUCAGCACCAGCCACUGGUGGAGCAUCCCCCUAUGGCAAGGAGACUGUGAGCACCCCACCACCCUCCCCGUCUGUCAGCAGUGGCCUCUCGGGUGCUGGGUCUCUGAGCCCUGGUGUGGAGGUGAUGGGCCUGCAGGUGGACUACUGGACAACACAAGGGCUGGACAGGAAGAAGGAGGGUGAGAAGCGGGAGACGGGUAUCAAGAACACGCUCAAGAGCAACUUCCGCUCACUCCAGGUCAGCCGCAUCCCUGGCACAGGGGAGCUGGUGCCCCCUAGCACCAUGGCCAUGACAGUGGUCACCAAGGAGAAAAACAAGAAAGUGAUGUUCCUGAGCAAGAAACCAAAAGAGAAGGAUCUGGAGCCCAAAAGCCAAGUCAUCGAAGGGAUCACACGCCUCAUCUGCACAGCCAAGCACCAGAACACCAUGUUGCGAGUCUCUAUAGAUGGGGUAGAGUGGAAUGACGUGAAGUUUUUCCAGCUGGCAGCACAGUGGCCAACGCAUGUCAAGUACCUCCCUGUGGGCAUCUUUGGCUAUUCAAAGAGUGUGUGAGAAGUGGAGAGCAGCCCUGGGAUGGGAGCUGCAGAGGGUCACAGGAGCAGAUGGAGAGACAGACAUGCUCUUGUCCCCUCUCUUUUGCGGCCCAGCCCCUGCCUGCUCUGCAGAGGGAGAUAAAACACCUGCACCGCCCCUGUGUGGGCCAAGACCUGUGAAGGUGAGGCCAGUGAGACUGGGUCCAUGCACCCUCCAACACCAGCCAGGCCACCAUGCCACCUGCCUCCCCUCACCUCCAACAGCAGCCUGGGAUGAGGGCUGGCACAGCCAGCAGGGACCCAGUAAGGGCUCUAGCCCCUUCUCUCCCCAGCUCCCCAGCCAGUGGGGCCCAGCUGGGCUGGGCCCAGGCAGGUUCCAUGGUGCUGGAGCCAGCAGGAUUGCCUGGGAGACAGGGGACAGGUGCUGAGCAGAGCCCACCACCCCCAUACUGCCCCUUGCCAGCCCCACUGCCAGCCCCAUGCUACUGUGCCUGGCCCUGCCCUGUGGGGCUGAGCCUCAGCAGCUUCUCUAGUCCUGCUGCAGCCCCGCUGCAGAGGCUGGCAUUGUGCUGCUGAGCCUGUCCUCAGGCUGCUGGGGGUCAGUGUCAUCUCAUCCCUUCCUGGCCAGCCCUGCCCCAUGGUGCUGCCACGUGGAGGUGUGGCAUGGGGGCACCUGUUUUGUUUUUGUUUUUUUUUUUACAAGAUUCUAUUUUUUUUAAAUUUAUUGUACGGUUACUUUUUGGGAUUAAUUUUAAUAAAUUAAUGCUGGUACCAUUA